Molecule: messenger RNA, 2902 nt
Organism: Arabidopsis arenosa
Lineage: Eukaryota; Viridiplantae; Streptophyta; Magnoliopsida; Brassicales; Brassicaceae
Source: the annotation of a GenBank genome assembly
AUCCUUUAAAUACCGCCUUGGAAAUUUCACGGUAUGAAGAAGAAGAUCGCAUGGUACGCCGGAAAAUACAAGAAGAGGAUGAAAAGAUUGAGAUUGAAAGGGUAAAGGAAGAAAGUCUGAAGCAAGCUAAGCAGGAGGAGGAAAAGAGAAGAUCAGAAGAGUUGAACAAGGAGCAAGGCAAAAGAAAGCAAGAGGACGAUGAUCAGCUUGUGAACACUUCUAAAGAUAAGGGCCAAAUCAAUCAUUCCAAAGAUGAUGUGGAAAAAGUUGUGAAUCCUCCUCCUAGGAUUGAUGGAAAAUCUGUGAUUGAAGAUGGAAUUUCUGUCAAUCCUCGAUCUUUAUGUUGCUUUCAUUGCCACAGACCAUUUGCUAUGCACGAGAUUUUAAAGAAGGGAAAGUUUCACAUAGAUUGCUACAAAGAGUACCGUAAUCGCAACUGCUAUGUCUGCCAACAGAAGAUUCCUUUAAAUGCGGAAGGUAUAAGAAAGUUCAAUGAGCAUCCGUUCUGGAAGGAGAAAUACUGUCCUGGUCAUGACGAUGAUGGAACUGCCAAGUGUUGCAGCUGUGAAAGAUUAGAGCCUAGGGGAACGAACUAUGUAAUGCUUGGUGACUUUCGGUGGCUAUGUCUAGAAUGUAUGGGAUCAGCGGUUAUGGAUACUAACGAAGUCCAGCCUUUGCACUUUGAAAUCCGUGAAUUCUUCGAAGGCUUGUUCUUCAAGGUUGACAAAGAAUUUUCUCUUCUUCUUGUUGAGAAACAAGCGCUGAAUAAAGCUGAGGAAGAAGAGAAGAUUGACUACCAUCGUGCAGCAGUAACCAGAGGUCUUUGCAUGUCUGAAGAGCAAAUUGUCCCAAGUAUAAUAAAGGGGCCAAGGAUGGGGCCGGACAAUCAGCUAAUAACAGACAUAGUUACAGAGUCUCAAAAAGUGAGUGGCUGCGAGGUUACUGGGAUUCUCAUCAUAUAUGGACUUCCUAGGUUACUAACAGGAUAUAUCUUGGCUCACGAGAUGAUGCAUGCUUGGCUUAGACUCAAUGGUUAUAAGAAUCUUAAGUUAGAGCUUGAAGAAGGAUUGUGCCAAGCGUUAGGCCUCAGGUGGUUGGAGUCUCAGACAUUUGCAUCUACUGAUGCUGCUGCUGCUGUCGCUUCUACUUCUGCUUCUUCCCCUGCUCCUCCAGCGGCUAUCACGUCAAAGAAAAGUGACGACUGGUCUAUUUUCGAGAAGAAGCUCGUAGAUUUUUGCAUGAAUCAGAUAAAAGAAGAUGAUUCACCGGUCUACGGUCUCGGAUUCAAACAAGUUUACGAGAUGAUGGUCUCAAAUAACUACAACAUUAAGGAUACCCUUAAAGAGAUCGAUGAUAUCAAAACCGCCAAGGAAAUUUCACGGCAUGAAGACGAAAAUCGCAGGGCACGUGAAAAAAUUGAGAUUGCUAAGGCAAAGAAAGAAAGUUUGAAGCUAGCUGAGCAAGAGAAGGAAAUUAGAAGAUUAGAAAAGUCAAAGAAAAAAGGCAAAACUAAGCAAGUGGAUGAUGGUGAUCAUGUGGAGGAGGAUAAGGGACAAGUUAAGCCUUCCCAAGAUCAUGUGGAGGGAAAAGAUGUGAAUCCUCCUCCUAGCAUAUGCCGUGGUUGCAACUAUGCGAUUGAAGAUGGAAUAUAUGCCAAUGCUUUUGGUGUUCUUUGGCAUCCUUUGUGUUUAUCCCUUCAUGGUCAACAACCAAUUGCUAAGAGCGAGAUUCCAAACUGCUAUGUCUGUGAAAAGAAGAUUUCUUUAACUUCGGAAGGUAGAAAGUUCAAGGCGCAUCCGUUCUGGAAGGAGAAAUACUGUUUUAGUCAUGAUGAUGAUGGAACUCCCAAGUGUUGCAGCUGUGAAAGAUUAGAGUCUUGUGGAACAAAGUAUGUAAACCUUGAAGAUGGUCGAUGGCUAUGUCGAGAAUGUAUAGAAUGCGCGGUUAUGGAUACUGUUGAAUGCCAUAAUUUACAUUUGGAAAUCCGUGAAUUCUUCGAAGGCCUAAACAUGAAGAUCGAGAAACAAUUUCCUCUCCUUUUGGUAGAGAAAGAAGCGCUCAACAAAGCUGAAAAGGAAGAGAAGAUUGACAAUUAUUAUGGGACUACCAGAGGUAUUUGCCUGUCUGAAGAGCAGAUGGUCACAAGUGUUUCAAAAAUUAAAAGGCAAAGGAUGGGGGACAACAAGCAGCUGAUACUAGAGAUAGUUCCAAAGUCUCAAAUGGUUCUUCGCAAGUGCGAGGUCACUGCAAUUCUAAUCUUAUAUGGACUUCCUAGGUUCCUAACAGGAUAUAUCUUGGCUCAUGAGAUGAUGCAUGCGUGGCUUAGACUCAACGGUUAUAGAAAUCUAGACAUGGUUCUCGAAGAAGGAUUAUGCCAAGUGUUAGGCCACAUGUGGUUGGAGCCUCAGACAUACGCGACUCCUGAUGUAGCACCAGCAGCUUCUUCUUCUCGCACUCUUCCAGCUACAACUACAUCAAAGAAAGGUGAGCCAUCUGAAUAUGAGAAACGGCUCGUGAAGUUUUGCAAGGAUCAGAUAGAAACAGAUGAAUCACCAGUCUACGGUGACGGGUUCAGGAAAGUUAACAAGAUGAUGGCCUCAAAUCAUUACAGCCUUAAAGAUACACUGAAAGAGAUCGUUAGCAUUUCCAAGACUACAGCAUAAUUACCAAUUAUACACACAUACCCGUAUACCAAUUAUAUAUACAUACUUUUAUUUGGUGUAAACACUGCUUCUUCUUCUGUUCUAAUGCUCUUUGUUCCUCUGUUCAACACUUAAACGAUCUUGCGUGUUAUACAAGUGUAAUUUUGGUUGGAUUUAUAAUUUCUUGCCGUUGACGCAAUCCUAGCGUUCUUUCGUUAAUUUGGUGAUUGUUCUUCCUACAAUAAAACCUAUAUUUCGUA